Messenger RNA from Naegleria fowleri, 1323 nucleotides. RefSeq lists its product as uncharacterized. Gene Ontology annotation, cellular component: membrane. NCBI's taxonomy places the organism in Eukaryota, Heterolobosea, Eutetramitea, Acrasida, Naegleriidae. The transcript is spliced from 2 exons. Bases 1 to 1323 code for a protein of 440 amino acids. The record is from RefSeq and is a predicted model, not a curated record.
AUGUUGCGCCAAUGCUCAAAGACGCUCUCCCGUAGAUUAAUUUCAUCAAACAACAACAACAAUUAUGGUGUGAUCAGCAAGAAAGUCAUUGGAUCAUCAUCGGCCAAGAAUGAUUUAUUCGGAAAGCAUUCUCUUGGUUCUAUGAUGUUAUUUCAGAAUGAAAUGACUUCCAAGAUGAUGAUGAGAGGCUAUCAGUUUAAUGCAAAGGAAUUUACUGUAGGAGGAAAUAUUUCUACUCAUGGUGCUAUUCCUGGUUUACAAAUUUCUAAUACUGAAAGCUAUUCCGAGAGAUUGAGAACUACUUUGUUGAGUCCAAUUGUCAUUGUUCCUCACGCUGAACAAUGGGUUGUCGAGCGCUUUGGACGUUACUGUAAAACCUUGGACAGUGGUAUCCAUUUCUUAAUUCCAUUAUUGGACACCAUUGCUUACAAGCACACAACCAAGGAAAUUAUUUUGGAGGUUAACAAACAAACAGCCAUUACUAAAGAUAACGUACAACUCAAUUUAGAUGGUGUCUUGUACACUCGUAUUACUGAUGCAUACAAGGCAAGUUACGAAAUUGAAAAGCCAUUUGUGGCCAUCAUGAACUUGGCUCAAACAACCAUGCGUUCAGAAAUUGGUAAAAUCACACUUGACAAUACAUUUGCAGAGAGACAACAUUUGAACGAGAAAAUUGUGCAAGGUAUCGAAAAGAUUGCAUCUGGAUGGGGUAUUUCAAUUCAACGUUAUGAAAUUAGAGAUAUUCAAGUCCCAUCUCAAAUUAAACAGGCGAUGGACCUUGAAGCUGAAGCUGAACGUAAGAAAAGAAAGACUGUCUUGGACUCUCUUGCUGAAAAAGAGGCUCAAGAAAACGUUGCUAAGGGUCGAAAGACUGCUGUUGAAUUGGUUUCUGAAGCUAACAUGAUUGAAGAAAUGAACCUUGCAAAGGGUAGGGCAUUUGCUGUAAAAGCUGCUGCUGAAGCUUACGCAGAAGCCAUUGAAAGAUUGGCUGCUGCUAUCUCCCAUGAAAAUGGAGAGAAAGCUGUUGCAUUGAAGAUUGCAGAAAAUUAUAUUGAACAAUUUGGUAGACUUGCUAAGGCUGGUAACACUGUGAUUAUUCCAUCCAAUGUCAGUGAUGUUUCAUCGCAAGUGACUCAAGCCAUCACCAUCUUUGACAAGAUUUUCAAUCAAUCCAACAAAAAGCUUGAAAUUUCAAAGGACGAAGCAUUAUUAAGGCUAAAAGAAAUGUCUGGAAUUCAAGAGCCAACUACUGAGACAAAGGCCUCCACGACUCCAGCUGAAAAGCCAGCCACAACCCCAACUUCAACUGCAGCUAAAAAGUAA